This is a messenger RNA of Penicillium cosmopolitanum, 1779 nucleotides long. RefSeq names its product glycoside hydrolase family 3 protein. The transcript has a single exon. NCBI's taxonomy places the organism in Eukaryota, Fungi, Ascomycota, Eurotiomycetes, Eurotiales, Aspergillaceae. The record is from RefSeq and is a predicted model, not a curated record. Gene Ontology annotation, molecular function: beta-glucosidase activity. Bases 1 to 1779 code for a protein of 592 amino acids. Gene Ontology annotation, biological process: glucan catabolic process.
AUGGAUCAAGAAAGGGCGAAGUUUCCUUACUGGAAUCGUGAACUUCCAGUUGAUGCGCGGGUGGAUGACCUUCUCGGGCGCAUGACUGUGGAAGAGAAAGCCGCCUUAUUGUUUCACGACAUAAUCUUUAUGGGAAAGGACGGCGAGCUCGCCGAUGCCGUGCCUUCAUUCGACAUGCUCAGCAACAUGGACUUGGUGACCAAAAAGAUGAUCUCGCACUUCAAUGUUUUGGGUCCCAUUGAAGAUGCGCGCCGCGCAGCUCAAUGGUACAACAAUAUCCAGCGUGAAGCACUUAACACACGGUUGGGAAUACCCAUCACUCUGUCUAGUGAUCCCCGCAACCAUUUCACGGACAAUGUCGGUACCAGUUUCAGCGCCGGCAUCUUCUCGCAGUGGCCAGAGUCCCUGGGGUUUGCAGCUCUCCGUGAGACCUCAUUGGUCGAGAGGUUUGCUGACAUCGCUCGCCAAGAGUACCUAGCCGUUGGUCUACGCGUGUCACUCCACCCGCAGGUAGAUCUAGCCACCGAGCCACGCUGGGCUCGGAUCAAUGCUGCGUUUGGCGAAGACGCCCAUUUGACGUCCGAGUUGGUCGCGGCGUAUAUUCGGGGCUUCCAGGGAGUAGAACUGGGACCGAAUUCUGUUUCCACCAUGACCAAACAUUUCCCUGGAGGAGGUCCCCAGAAAGAUGGCGAAGACCCACAUUUUGAAUAUGGGCGGGAGCAGGUAUACCCUGGAGAUCACUUCGAGUACCACCUAGAGCCGUUCAAAGCAGCCAUUGCAGCCGGGACAGCACAGAUAAUGCCCUAUUACGGCAUGCCUGUCGGUACUCAGUACGAAGAAGUUGGCUUUGCAUAUAACAAAGCCAUAAUGACUCAAUUGCUACGCGAAGAGCUCGGGUUUGAGGGCAUUAUCUGCACAGACUGGGGCCUCGUCACGGAUAAGAAGAUCCUAGGUCAAUUCAUGCCAGCUCGAGCGUGGGGAGUAGAGCACCUCACUCGGCCGCAACGAAUUCAACGACUUCUAGAGGCUGGCUGUGAUCAGCUAGGUGGAGAGUCUUGUCCUGAGCUACUUCAAGAUCUUGUUGCUCAAGGUGACGUGUCCGAGCUGCGUCUAGAUCAGUCUGUUCGGCGCCUGUUACGAGAAAAAUUCAUCCUGGGGUUGUUUGACCAGCCAUUCAUUGAUGAAGACCAGGCAGAGCACAAUGUGGGAAACUCGGAGUUUUGUAAACUUGGAAACAUCACACAGAGACGCUGCUACACGCUGCUCACAAAUAGGGAGCAAUGCCUUCCUCUGGCAACUCCUCAGGAUUUGAAAUUCUAUAUCGAAGGAAUAUCUCGGGAAGCUGCUGCAGAGCGCGGCAUGAACGUUGUUAUAGACCCGGGUGAAGCAGAUGUUGCUCUUCUGCGACUGAAGGCGCCGUACGACCAACGAGCCGGUACUUUCGAGGCCUUGUUCCACGCCGGUUCGUUAGAAUUUAGCCAGGAGGAAAAAUCGCGCCAAGCCAAGAUUUACCAGACGGUACCGGUGACCAUCGUCGAUAUCUACAUGGACCGACCGGCGAUCAUACCGGAAAUUGUCGACCAGGCCACCGCAGUCUUAGUCAGCUACGGAAGUUCGCCCGAUGCUUUUCUGGACAUCAUUUUCAAUGUUUAUCAGCCAGAAGGCAGGCUGCCAUUCGAUAUCCCGUCGUCCAUGGAGGCCGUACAGCAGUCGAGAUCAGACGUGCCAUAUGAUACCGCGGACCCUCUUUUCCGUUUCGGGCACGGACUGACAUACUGA